This is a messenger RNA of Zeugodacus cucurbitae (melon fly), 1281 nucleotides long. RefSeq names its product SPARC (gene SPARC). Bases 195 to 1112 code for a protein of 305 amino acids. The record is from RefSeq and is a predicted model, not a curated record. Lineage: Eukaryota; Metazoa; Arthropoda; Insecta; Diptera; Tephritidae. Gene Ontology annotation, biological process: anatomical structure development. The transcript is spliced from 5 exons. Gene Ontology annotation, molecular function: calcium ion binding; collagen binding; protein binding.
GCUUAUUUUCCACGUCCGAUCAGUCGUCUGUUGCUGCUCGAGCCGCUAAGAUCGUGUUUUGUGGAAAUAACCUAAAAAUUAUAAAUCUUAAAUUCCAUUGCGCUUCUAUUUUGUAGAGCAGUGCUACUUAACUGACACAAUCAUUUAUUUUUAGCAGGCAUUUGCGACGAGACGCAGACUCCGCUUACGCAACGAUGAAGUUGCCACUGCUGCUUUUGGCAGGCUUGCUCUGCACGAUGCAAGUUUAUGCCGAUGAAUUGGACGAACUCAAUUUGGAUGAAUUGAUUGAUGAGGAUUUCGAUGAGAGCGCCGAGGAAUUGCUGCGCCAAUUCGAGCAAAAGGCUUCGAACAAGGAUUGGGAGCGUGAAGAUGAGCUCGCUGCUAAAUUGGCGGCUGACGCCUUGGAUCAACAGAAUAACAUAUUGAAUCCGGUCGUUGAGAUUGAUCCAUGUGAGAAGAUGCAUUGCGGUGCCGGUCGUGUCUGUCAAGUGCAUGGCACUGAAGCCAAAUGUAUAUGUAUACCCGAGUGUCCGGAGGAGCCGGAAGCACGUCGUCACGUGUGCACCAACCGCAAUGAAACCUGGCUUUCGGAUUGCGCUGUCUACCGCCAGCGUUGUCUUUGUGCCACCAAUGCGCCCGGCUGUCUGAACCCCGAAAAUAGUCACGUUCACAUCGACUACUAUGGUCCCUGCCAUGAACAGAAGAGUUGCGCCGACGAGGACAUGAAAGACUUUCCACGUCGCAUGCGCGAUUGGCUCUUCAACGUGAUGCGUGAUUUGGCCGAACGUGAUGAACUCACCGAACAUUACAUGCAAAUGGAAUUGGAAGCUGAGACGAAUAUGACGCGUCGUUGGGCCAACGCUGCAGUUUGGAAAUGGUGUGAUUUGGACGGUGACACUGACCGUUCGGUGUCGCGUCACGAGCUCUUCCCCAUCCGUGCACCAUUGGUCAGUCUCGAGCAAUGUAUUGCACCAUUCUUAGAGUCGUGUGACUCCAAUAAUGAUCAUCGCAUCACAUUAAUUGAAUGGGGCGCUUGCUUGGAAUUAGAGGAGACCGACUUGAAUGAGCGUUGUGACGACAUUCAACGCACCAUCCCUCAAUUACUUGGCUAAAUUUCGUUGGAUUCGUAAAAUUCUAAACUUUUUUUCUAUGCCAAAUUACUAUGAAGUGCAUAUUAAGUACGUGCCUAUAUUUAGUGUAUAAAAUCUUUCAGUCUAUGCUUAAAAAUCUGCAUUAUGAGAUUUUAGCUUAAAAAACAAUAAUAAAUAUUUUUUAAAUGUU